AAGAUUUGUUGCCAACCUCAGAGUGCUGUUUAGCAACAAAUAUUUCACUCUUCCGAUUUAAAAAAUUCGAAAUAAAAAGAUAUGUUGCUGAUCCUUGGCAUAGCCGGAGGCCUCUCGAUCAUUGCCAACGUGGCUGUGGUGGUCGUAUUAGCCGUUUCAUCUUUGGUGACGAUCGUGUACCAUUUCUGGCCUUUGGUGGCGGUGAAGAAUGUCCCUCGAGGAUCCUUCGGAUGGCCGCUUCUCGGCGAAACCCUCUCCUUUUUAAAGCCUCACUCCUCCACCUCAAUUGGUGCCUUUUUACAAAACCAUUGCUCUAGGUAUGGGAAAGUGUUCAAAUCCCAUCUCUUCUUCUCUCCCACAAUUGUUUCAUGUGACCAAGAGCUGAAUUACUACAUACUACAAAACGAAGACAAAUUGUUCCAAUGCAGCUAUCCUAAACCGAUUCAUGGGAUUUUGGGGAAAAAUUCAAUGUUAGUAGUUGUUGGUGAGACGCACAAGCGCCUAAGGAACGUCGCCGUUUCACUCGUGACAUCCAUGAAGUCGAAACCCGAGUUCUUGAACGACAUCGAGAGGACUGCCACGCAGAUUCUUGAUUCGUGGAAGGACAAGAAUCAAGUACUCUUUUGUGAGGAAGCUAGGAAGUACACAUUCAAUGUGAUAGUGAAGCAAGUGCUAGGACUAACACAAGAUGAGCCACAAACAAAGGAAAUUCUUCAAGAUUUUCUCACAUUUAUGAAAGGCCUCAUUUCUUUGCCUAUCUACAUUCCUGGCACUCCAUACGCAAGAGCUGUUCAGGCUAGAAUUAGAAUAUCUUCAACUGUCAAAGCAAUCAUAGAGGAAAGAAGAAGAAGUAAUAUUAAUGGUUGCAAAAAGAGUGAUUUUCUUGAGAUUCUACUAUGUGUAGAAUCCUUAUCCCAAGAUGAAAAAGUUAGCUUUGUGUUGGAUUCUCUUCUUGGUGGGUAUGAGACCACCUCACUUCUUAUGUCCAUGGUCGUGUUCUUUCUCGAUCGAUCCCCUGAAGCCGUCCACCAAUUAAAGCUUGAACAUAAUAAAAUAAGAAGCAUGAAGACAAAGGAUGAAUUUCUGAACUGGGAAGAUUACAGAAUGAUGGAAUACACACAAAAUGUCAUAAGUGAAGCUCUGAGAUAUGGAAACAUUGUUAAAUUUGUCCACCGAAAGGCAAUCAAAGAUGUCAAGUUUAGAGAUUAUAUAAUUCCAGCAGGUUGGAAGGUCCUACCUGUUUUCUCUGCAGUUCAUCUUGACCCCUCAAUUCAUGCAGAUGCUCUUCACUUUGAUCCCUCCAGAUGGCAGAAACAAGAUCAAACAUGCAAGAAAUUUACUCCAUUUGGUGGAGGGUCAAGAUGUUGCCCAGGUUUCGAAUUAGCAAAAGUUGAGGUGGCAUUUUUCCUCCACCAUCUAGUUCAAACUUAUAGAUGGGAGGUGGGAGAGGGCGAACAAACUUUGGCUUAUCCAUAUGUAGAGUUUGAAAGGGAACUCAAGAUGAAUGUGCAUCGUUUGUAAACUUAUUUAUGGAGUAAUAUAUUAGGAUGUGUUGAGUUUGUAAUUUUCUCCUAUACCUAUGAGUCAUAAUAUAUAGCCCACUCUACACUAUUACAUUCAA
Salvia hispanica is the source of this 1621-nucleotide messenger RNA. RefSeq names its product cytochrome P450 724B1-like. The record is from RefSeq and is a predicted model, not a curated record. Gene Ontology annotation, biological process: sterol metabolic process; multicellular organism development; brassinosteroid biosynthetic process. Lineage: Eukaryota; Viridiplantae; Streptophyta; Magnoliopsida; Lamiales; Lamiaceae. Gene Ontology annotation, molecular function: iron ion binding; heme binding; monooxygenase activity.